CUCGCCCAGCUCCGCCCAUCGUAAGCCCGCCCCGUCUCCAAGAUGGCUGCUGCCAUGCCGCCGGGCCCGGAGCCGUGGAACCGCGUGAGGAUCCCUAAGGCGGGGAGCCAGAGCACCGUGACCGUGCGGGACCCUGGCGCCUCCUUGAACCUUUGCAUUGCAGCUGUAAUUAAAGAAUGCCGUCUUGUCACACGGUUGCUGAGGAGCCAAACCUUAGAUGCAGAAGCAGAUGUGUUAUGUGCAGUUCUUUACAGCAAUCACAACAGAAUGGGCCGCCAUAAACCUCAUCUGGCCCUCAAACAGGUUGAACAAUGUUUAAAACGUUUAAAAAACAUGAAUUUGGAGGACUCAAUUGAAGAUGUAUCUCAGCUGCUUUCUUCCACUGAAAGUCAGCCUGCAUCUGCCAAAACAUGUGUCAUCCCCAGCCAACCAGUGGUGGAAUUGGUGUUGAUGAAGGUUUUGGGAGCCUGCAAGUUGUUACUCCGCUUGUUGGACUGCUGUUGCAAGGCAUUUCUCUUAACUGUGAAACAUCUAGGAUUGCAAGAGUUUAUUAUUUUAAAUCUUGUGAUGGCUGGGCUGGUGAGCAGAUUCUGGGUUCUCUAUAAAGGUGUUUUAAGAAGGUUGAUUUCUUUAUAUGAGCCAUUGUUUGGAUUACUUCAAGAGAUCACUAGGAUUCAACCCAUGCCUUACUUUAAAGGUUUUACCUUUCCUUCUGAUAUUGCUGAAUUUCUAGGACAGCCCUAUCUUGAAGUCUUUAAGAAAAAAAUGCCUACAGCUUUUGCAGCUAAAGGAGUAGCUAAGCUACUAAAUAAACUCUUUUUAACAAAAGAACAAUCGUCAAGGUCCAGCGAAGACACUUUACUUAGCAUUUCCAAAAAAGCUAAACAAAUGAAGACCAAUAUACAGAAUAAUGUGGAUCUUGGACAGCCAGUAAAGAAUGUCUUCAAAGAAAAGUCUACAGGAUUUGAUGUGAGGUCUUUCUGCAAACAGCUGAAACACAAAGCCACUGAGGAGACCAGCUUUGAGUUUAAAGGUUCUCAAUCCAAACUGAAGCCAACAAAACAUUCUCAGAAAGUGACAGGAACUACUCCUGCCAGAAAUUUUGUGCAACAAUUCCGAGAGGCCAAGACUUUCAAACAACUCUCUGAAGCAAUCCAAAUGGCAAUUACAUGGUGCAGGAGCAAAAAAUUCAAGGCUCAGGCUACCUUUCUGGGUAACAAACUUCUUAAAAGUAACAGGCUUAAACAUGUGGAAGCUCAAGGUUAUAGUUUGCCAAAGAAACUAGAGUGCAUAAAAACAUCUAUUAGUAACUGUCUUCUUCGUGGCUCAGGAAUCAAAACUUCAAAGUAUCAUCUGAGACAAAGGAGAUCACAGAAUAAUUUUUUUCUGAGACAAAGGAAACCACAGAGAAAGUUGCAGUCAAUUCAUCUGAAGGAAAUACAGCAGUUCUCUUCAAAGAGUGCUACAGACACCAGUGCUAAGUGGAGACUCUCAUGCCAUACAGUUCAGAGAACUGAUCCUGGUCCUAACAGUAAGCAGCUCUUGAACAGACUUUCAAGUCCUGUCAAACAAACUAAGGAGCAACAGAUUCAUGAGAACCUCCUAGGAAGCAAUGGAAGUGAAUGUGAUUCAUGGAUAAAAAUACAAAUAAACAAAGAGAGAAUGCCAGAAUCUGUUAAGGAGACAGAUGACAUUGAUGACAUUUUUGCUUUAAUGGGAGUUUAGAUGUUCAUAUGUGAGACUUUUAAGUAGUUAAUAAUCUAAGUCAGUCUUCUGCUGUUUUAAGAGGAGCUGCUUCUGUGUAACAUCACAUAGGAGUUCAUUUUGGUUCAGUAAACAUUUAUAGUUGCUUUGUGCCAUUUAUCAACAAGUGUUUAUUUGGUUUUGACUACAUGACAGGUAUUAAGAUGAAAAGUCUGUCAGCCUGCCCUUGAGAAACAAAUGUAAUUCCUUCACUGGGGCUGAUAAGUCCCUGAAAAUUUAAAUAGUUUUAUGAUUUACCAGGGAAUGAAGACCUGAAUAACAAAGUUUGCAAAAACUCCUGUGCCUUAAGGUAAAUGGGGAGUAAAUUGGAGAGUAGCAAGGAAGUACCCUUGAGGGUCACUUAGUCCUUUAAGUCCACCUCUAAAUACCAAUGUUUAUAGCUUCCAUCCAUUGUGCUGUCUUGUUUAUGUAUUAGACUGAAUUAUCAAAAAGACUUAAAAGUUUUGUCAGUAAUUUGUACUUAUUACCAGAGACGGGCACAACCAUUAUUUCUCUUCAUUUGUUCACCUUAUCCCACAGGAGGGUACAUUAAAAUACUUUUGAAGUUUUUCAA
Ictidomys tridecemlineatus (thirteen-lined ground squirrel) is the source of this 2317-nucleotide messenger RNA. RefSeq names its product ribonuclease MRP subunit p64 (gene Rmp64). The record is from RefSeq and is a predicted model, not a curated record. Gene Ontology annotation, biological process: positive regulation of Notch signaling pathway. NCBI's taxonomy places the organism in Eukaryota, Metazoa, Chordata, Mammalia, Rodentia, Sciuridae. Gene Ontology annotation, cellular component: nucleus.